GCUCUGGGGUGCGGCCACCAGCACCCGAAGGAGCCAAGCCGAGCAGUACCUGCUGAACCAGCUUAGUUAUCUCCAUGGCCUGAAGGGGCCUGUCGACAGGACCUGGGAUUUCAACCCAGAAACAGUGUAAUCUGUUGCAGCGCUUCCCUAUUUCCAGGCCUGGACGGGGUUUUUAAAACCUUGUCUUCCGGGUCCAAGAGCUGGUGUAGGGAUUGCAAGGUCCUGGGAGACAGGAUCCAGGAUCUGUGCCAGCAGCCACUAGCGGUGGGUGCUGCACAAGGGUGUCCUAUUCAAACCCUUCUGAGCCUGGGUUUCCUGCCUGCCUGCCUGCCUGUCUGCCCAGUGUUCUCAGACAGCAUGCUGGCAGUGCACUUUGACCAGCCAGGUGGACCAGAAAACCUCUACCUGAAGGAGGUGGCCAAGCCGAGACCAGGAGAGGGUGAAGUCCUCCUGAAGGUGGCAGCCAGCGCCUUGAACAGGGCCGACUUACUCCAGAGACUGGGCCAGUAUGCCCCACCCCCAGGAGCCAGUAGCAUUUUGGGACUUGAAGCAUCAGGACAUGUGGCUGAGCUGGGCCCUGGCUGCCAAGGACACUGGAAGAUCGGGGAUUUGGCCAUGGCUUUGCUGCCUGGUGGAGGCCAAGCUCAGUAUGUCACUGUCCCUGAAGAUCUCCUUAUGCCUAUCCCAGAAGGACUGAGCCUGUCUCAAGCUGCAGCCAUCCCAGAGGCCUGGAUUACUGCCUUUCAGCUCUUACACCUUGUAGGCAAUGUUCAGGUUGGAGACUAUGUGCUGAUCCACGCAGGGUCAAGUGGCGUGGGGACAGCUGCCAUCCAACUGACUCGGAAGGCUGGUGCUAUUCCGCUGGUUACAGCUGGCUCCCAGCAUAAGCUUCAAAUGGCAGAAAAGCUUGGGGCUGCUGCUGGAUUCAAUUAUAGAGAAGAUUUUUCUGAAGCAACCCUGAGAUUUACUAAUGGUGUUGGAGUUGAUCUUAUUCUAGACUGCAUAGGUGGAUCCUAUUGGGAGAAGAAUGUCAACUGCCUUGCUCUUGACGGUCGCUGGGUUCUCUACGGUUUAAUAGGAGGAGCUGAUGUUAGUGGGCCCCUGUUUUCAAAGCUACUUUUCAAACGAGGGAGUCUGAUCACUAGUUUGUUGCGAUCUAGGGAUAAUAAGUACAAACAAACGCUGGUGAAAACUUUCACGGAGCAGAUUCUGCCCUACUUCUCUAAGGACAGCCCCCAACGUCUGCUGCCAGUUCUGGACAGAGUCUACCAGGCGACUGAUAUUCAAGCGGCCCACGAGUACAUGGAGGCUAACAAGAACGUGGGCAAAAUCGUCUUGGAGCUGCCCCAGUGAAGGAGGACUCCAAAGCAAACUUGGAGUGGGUUCUGCUCCCAGGUCCGCCCCUGUAAAGGGGAUCUAACAAAAUAAAAAGAGUGUUUGUGAA
Messenger RNA from Mesocricetus auratus (golden hamster), 1444 nucleotides. RefSeq names its product tumor protein p53 inducible protein 3 (gene Tp53i3). Gene Ontology annotation, molecular function: quinone binding; NADPH binding; quinone reductase (NADPH) activity. Lineage: Eukaryota; Metazoa; Chordata; Mammalia; Rodentia; Cricetidae. The coding region runs from base 358 to 1353 and encodes 331 amino acids. The record is from RefSeq and is a predicted model, not a curated record. The transcript has 5 exons.